Molecule: messenger RNA, 2464 nt
Organism: Glycine soja
Lineage: Eukaryota; Viridiplantae; Streptophyta; Magnoliopsida; Fabales; Fabaceae
Product: transcription factor bHLH130-like
Exons: 6
Coding region: 545-1699 (384 amino acids)
Biological process (GO): regulation of transcription by RNA polymerase II
Cellular component (GO): nucleus
Molecular function (GO): RNA polymerase II cis-regulatory region sequence-specific DNA binding; protein dimerization activity; DNA-binding transcription factor activity, RNA polymerase II-specific
Source: RefSeq, a predicted model, not a curated record
UUUCAGGACACACUGAUUGAUGGCCUUCUGUACUUUCUCAUUGGCCCAACUUAGUGGCACCACAUUCAAGAUAAAUAUUGCCAACCUCAGUUUAGUUCCUCUCUCUCUUCAUUCAGAUCUUCCUAGCUUUCACUGCUUUCAAAAGCAAAUACGAAAGAACCUGCACUUGCACAUAGCACACCCUUCUUUUAUUUAUCCCUAUCUAUUACCAAGUCCCUUUCACUGGAUCUCAUCUCUGCUCCUUCUUUCCCCCUCGAACUGUGUGCAAAACCAAACCCGGUUCUUCAGUUGCUUCUCCUACAAGAUCUUAUCCUACCCCAGCUUAGUCCCUAAGCUGAAAAACAAAACACACACACACACACAAAAAAAAAAAAAACAUCAAAGAACAAAGAAUUUUUUUCCCCCUUGGAUAAAAAGCGACCAGUCUUUUCAGCAAUGAUUCCCCAGCUUCUCAUUCCAUCGUGACUUUACUACCUUGUUUUAUUUAUUUAUUGAUCUUUUUACGGUGACAUCUUAUUAUUAUACAUAUAAUAAUCGUGCAACAAUGGAUUCCCAUAUCCAUCAUCAUCAUCAUCAGGGUUACCAACAACAUCAGAACCAACCCUCUUCUGGGUUGCUUCGUUUUCGCUCUGCGCCAAGUUCUCUUCUUUCAAAUCUCACUCCUUUUGUGAGUGAAGACUUUGGUUCUAGCAGCUUCAGAGAGUUGCAAGGAAACAACAACAAGGGUUGUUCUAAGGAUUUGAGUUCGAUGAAUUCGCAUAAGGGAGUGUAUGGUGGGGGGUUGCCACCUCACUAUCCAAGGCAUCGUGGUUCUUCUUCCUCUGCUGCUACUUCGAGUUCUGCUAUGGAAGGGUCUUUUGGAUUGGUGGGUUCAAUGGGAAUGAAUCAUGAAACGCCGCAAAACGGGCUUGGGUCAAGUCUUCUCAGGCAUAGUACUUCCCCUGCUGGCCUUUUCUCCAACAAUAACAUUAACUUUCAAAAUGGGUUUGCCACCAUGAAAGGUGUUGGAAACUAUGGUGGGGUGAAUGGCAGUAAUGGUGAACUUAGUCCAUGCAUUAACGGAUUGAAGAAUCAGGUUAGCUUCUCACCAAGAAAUGCUUCUUCGCUCGGAAUGUUGUCGCAGAUCUCCGAAAUAGGGAAUGAAGACAUUGAGGCAACUAGUCCUGAUGAUGAUACAAGGCAUGAAGGUAAUGAUACUCAACAAUAUGGCCCUGGAUUCCCCUAUGGUUCUUGGAAUGAUACUCCACAACUCUCAGAAAAUCUCAGUGGCUUGAAAAGAGGAAGAAGUAGCAAUGAAAAGAUGUUUUCUGAUGAAAUUCAGAAUGGAGAGCUAGGAAACCAAGUUAAUAUGUUAUCACACCACUUGAGUUUACAAAAAACUUCAGCAGAGAUGAUUACUAUGAAGAAGUUGCUUCAGUUCCCUGAUUCUGUUCCUUGUAAAAUCAGAGCAAAGCGAGGCUGUGCUACUCAUCCUCGAAGCAUUGCUGAGAGGGUGAGAAGAACUCGGAUCAGUGAAAGAAUGAGAAAAUUACAAGAGCUUGUCCCAAACAUGGACAAGCAAACCAACACAGCAGACAUGUUGGACUUGGCUGUUGAAUACAUUAAAGAUCUUCAGAAACAAUUCAAGACUCUAAGUGAAAAACGGGCAAAAUGCGAGUGUACAAGCAUGCAAAAGGCAGAUACAAAUCAAAUUGCUUGACCACCUUUCUUUAUGAGCAAUACAUAGCAAAGAUGGCUUGGAUCGGGUGCUUUUAACUUUAAUGCUGAACAAGUAGAAAGAAAGAUGCUAAUAUAGGAUGCUAUUACCAGAAAUAGGAGGAUGAGAAAUAGAGUAGAAAUAAGGUGAGGAAGAUGUGUUAUUUGGAUUUUGGAUUGAUAGAAAUAGGAGAGAAAGUAGAGAAAGUUCUCUUUACAUAUUUGGAUGAGUGCUAAGGAUAGUUAAAAGAAAUAAUUCAAUCGUGCAAAGAAACUAUUUAUAACAAUAAUAAAAAUUUAAAAUUUUUACUAUAAUAUUUUUUCAUGAUAAAAGUUUUUUUAGUUUCAUAACUUUUAUAUUAUAUAAAAUGAAAAAAAUCUCUAAAUUUUGAGAAAUUUCAUGUCAACUGUGUCCUUUUCUUUUCUUUCUUCAUAUUUCCUUUUAAACUUAUUUUCUCCUUUCUAGUUUUCUCCGUGCAAUCCUCUCCUACUAAUAUACACAUAAUAUAAAAUAGAGUUUAAUGUUACAAUGAUAUAAAGUAAUCUUAUUAGUCAAUCACAAAUUAUAAUGUAAGACUGUUUAUACACAGUUUUUUUUUUCUCUCUCUGUAAAAAUAGGUGACACUGAAUCCUAGAGUUUUUAGCUUUUCACCACAAAAUCUAGGUUCUUUAAACUAAGGGUGCUUCAAUUUCGGAGUCAAUGAACCAAGUAGCAUAUUUGUAACUUUAUAUACUAGAGUUCGAAUAAAUCUUUUCCUUUUAAAGUAAA